CAAACUCAAUCAAAACAAUAUUUUUUUUUGUUGUCUUGAAAUAGGAAACCCUCUCUAAUACUCUUCCACGGGAAAAUGUCCAUUCUUCAAGUCCUUCCUCAUCAAACCGUGAAGAGGAGGAAAACAAAAGCAUCUCGAGGCGCGAAGUUUCAGACCACCGAAAGAAGUCAUUUGGAAAGGGAGUUGGGGCAGCCAGUAGCAGUGUAUCGACCUCUUCACGUGACAAGAAGCCACCAGUCAUCAGAAUCCCAAAGAACACGUCGAAUGGCUACUCACACCACCCGCUAAGGCGAAAUCAACUUCAGGGGGAAGACACUGGUGGAGGAAGGCCGGGCUCUAAUAAUCCCUGGGGUAAAGGCUCCUACUCAGAUCUCAUAACGAUGGCUCUUGCAUCUUGUAUAGAGAAGAAAAUGACACUGGACGAGAUUUAUCGAUGGAUUACACUAAAUAUUCCAUAUUUCAAAAAUAAAGGAGACGAGAUAUCCUCAUCCGGAUGGAAGAAUUCAAUUCGCCAUACAUUGUCUGUGAGGCAACGUUUUGUGCGACUGCCCCGUGUCACAAAUGGGAGCGUGUCACACAAGAGCUGGUGGACCUUGAGUGAUGACUUCCUACGCAAACGAUCAGCUGCGCGAACAAGCUCUUUAGAGCCAUUACCUUCAGUUGACUCAUUACCUUCAGUUGACCCGUUACCUUCAGUUGACCCAUUACCUUCAGUUGACCCAGAGUACAAGGACAGCAAGCAAACACAAACAAAAAUGGCUGUUUGUGAAUGGUGUUCUCGCCCCUUUACUAGGAUGUGAACGCAAAGAGCGGCACCGGAAACUUAAUUGAUAUAACGCUACAAUCUUGAAUUUGAAACCAACGCCAAAUUUAAAUCAGAGAGCCUUGGUUUAGUAACGCUACGUAAGGCGACUCUUUUCCAUUUCUGCAUGCAAUAUUU
This is a messenger RNA of Pocillopora verrucosa, 940 nucleotides long. Its product is annotated as forkhead box protein O4-like. Gene Ontology annotation, molecular function: RNA polymerase II cis-regulatory region sequence-specific DNA binding; DNA-binding transcription factor activity, RNA polymerase II-specific. The record is from RefSeq and is a predicted model, not a curated record. Gene Ontology annotation, biological process: regulation of transcription by RNA polymerase II. Gene Ontology annotation, cellular component: nucleus. NCBI's taxonomy places the organism in Eukaryota, Metazoa, Cnidaria, Anthozoa, Scleractinia, Pocilloporidae.